AUGAUAAGCCCACUCCAUGAGUUUUUAGGAGUGUGGAUGAAGUUUACUAUAGAAUCGCAGAAAAAAGUAAAUAAAUUGGCCUUUGUUGCUGGGAUUUGCCCAACUGUUGGUGUUGGUGGACACUUUGUUGGUGGAGGCUAUGGCAUGAUGUCACGAAAAUUUGGUAUAUGGAAACUAUUCAACCAAUUAGUAGGCGAAAACUCGGGUGCUGAAGUACAGUUUAGUCCUUAUGGUGGAAAGUUGAGUGACAUCUCAGAAUCUGAAACUCCUUUCCCUCAUAGAGCUGGAAAUAUAUUCAUGAUUGAGUAUGCGGUGUAUUGGGGAAACAUUGAAAAUUCUCAAAGAAACGUAGCUUGGAGUCAAAAAUUUUACGUAUACAUGGUUAAGUAUGUAUCAAAAUCUCCUAGAGCUACUGAUUUCAAUUAUAGAGAUCUUGAUUUAGAUGUGAACAAUGUUAAUGGAAGCACAAGCUAUACACAGGCAAGAAUUUGGGGAGAGAGAUAUUUCAAGAACAACUUUGAUAGAUUGGUGCAAGUUAAGACUAAAAUUGAUCCAACAAAUUUCUUUAGAAAUGAACAAAGCAUUCCUCCUCUAUUAUCUCAAGUUUUCAACUUAAUUCGAAGUGGUGGACAUGACUAUGAGGGCCUUUCACACAUUUCGGAGACACCCUUUUUCAUAAUUGAUCUUAGGAACCUAAGAUCAAUAUCCAUUGAUACCCAAAACAAGACUGCUUGGAUUCAAGCUGGCGCGACCCUAGGGGAAGUUUACUAUAGAAUCGCUCAAAAGAGUAAAAAUUUGGCCGUAGUUUCUGGGGUUUGCCCAACAGUUGGUGUUGGUGGACACUUUAGUGGUGGAGGGUAUGACAUGAUGUCACGAAAGUUCGGUAUUGCUGCUGAUAACAUCAUUGAUGCAAAAUUGAUCGAUGCUAAUGGACGAAUCAAGGAUCGAGAAUCAACGGGUGAGGAUCACUUUUGGGCUAUUAAAGGAGGUGGAGGGACUAGUGUUUUAUUUAAAAAGAUAUAUUUUGGUCUCAUUAUCUCAUGGAAGGUGAAACUAGUCGACAUUCCUGAAAAGGUGACCGUGUUCAACGUGACACGAAGAUUGGAACAAAAUGUAACUCAACUAGUCUACAAAUGGCAACAUAUCGCGAACAAAGUUGAUGACAAUCUCCUCCUCAGGAUGUUCCUGAGGAGCAAUAUUGAAUUUCCAUUCAGGCAUGGACAAAGGAUUGUCCACACCUUUUUCACUACAAUGUUUGUUGGAGGAGUAGAUGAACUCCUCCACGAAAUGCAAAAGAGCUUCCCAGAACUAGGGUUAGUGAAAGAAGAUUGCAUUGAGAUGAGUUGGAUCGAAUCUGUACUCUUCUUUGCGGGUUUCCCUAGGGGCACAUCACUUGAUGUGCUACUAGAUUGGAAUAGCACAACUAAUCAAGAGUACUAUUUCAAAGGGAAAUCAGACUAUGUCCAACACCCAAUUUCUAUAAAUGGCCUUGAAGGUAUAUGGAAACAAUUGAAGAUUGGUGAAAGUGAAGACAAAAAUUGA
This is a messenger RNA of Solanum verrucosum, 1542 nucleotides long. Its product is annotated as berberine bridge enzyme-like 22. Bases 1 to 1542 code for a protein of 513 amino acids. Gene Ontology annotation, molecular function: FAD binding; oxidoreductase activity. Lineage: Eukaryota; Viridiplantae; Streptophyta; Magnoliopsida; Solanales; Solanaceae. The record is from RefSeq and is a predicted model, not a curated record. The transcript is spliced from 4 exons.